Paramisgurnus dabryanus is the source of this 2846-nucleotide messenger RNA. RefSeq names its product interleukin 17 receptor A1a (gene il17ra1a). The record is from RefSeq and is a predicted model, not a curated record. NCBI's taxonomy places the organism in Eukaryota, Metazoa, Chordata, Actinopteri, Cypriniformes, Cobitidae. Gene Ontology annotation, molecular function: interleukin-17 receptor activity.
ACCAUUAUUCCAGGAAGUUUUUUUUAGGUCGACUGUUUCCUGCACGUUCCCCACAUUGUUUACCGUACUUUGUACUGUAGCAGCCGUAUUCACUCUUUAGUCUUUAAACUAAUAUUGUUAUUAUUAUUCAUGUCGGAUUAAACUCACACCAUGAGUUUCUUGUACCUGAGGGGUGUCGUGUUCUUCACCUUGAUACCUGUAAUGCUCAACAUGCGAGUUAUGGAUGAUGGACUUUCACUCAAUUGUACACAGGAGGAAGUACAGUGUAGACCUGAGAUCAAUAACUGCAUGUAUGAUGGAUGGCUCAAGCCUUCAGAUUUCACUCCCAGUGGUCCUGAUGAUUUAACAGUGGGUGUUAAUGUAAGGACUAAUAUGAAAGGUGAACUGGAGCCAGUGAUUGUGGCAGAAUGGAAAGCAAAGGAUGAUGGGAGCAUAAGAUUUUUAACAGGAACGGAGUUCAAUGUGUUGAGGUUGUCUACCAAUGAGCACCUGUGUGUCCAUUACAAUUUUCUUCAUACUUUUAAGUCCAUGAGAAAUUCUUAUGAUGAAAAGUGGUCUUUCUCUGUGGAUAAAGUUGUGGUAGAUCCAGGCAGUACAUACCUUGUGACUGUCUCCAAUCUUCCCAAGCCAAAUAUACAACACACCAGUUACAACAUAAACAAAACGGUUGUUGUUCCAGGUUGCGAUGAUCCUUUGAUGCGCCAGACUAAAAUCUGUUUUGAAAGAGGGGAUACUUGGCAACCCAACAUUACCAUGGUGAAGACCAAUGGUUCAGAUGGCAAGCCUGUUCUGUUUGUUACAUUUAAUCCUGGAGAGAAUGCAGAAAAAUACAACAUUUUUGUAAAGUGCAGCCGUGACAGCCAGAUGAAGACUCUUUAUAAUGAGAGGAAGACUUUAUUGAAUGUGACAUAUGACCUGGAUAACUGGCCAAAAACGUGCUGCGAUUUUAAUGUUCAGAUCCAGCCGUUUUUCAGAAAGUGUGCAAAUGACUGUCGUCGAAAAAAUCGCAGUUUUAACAUAUGUGCUGUACCACUACGAAUCAUCACCGAAACAGAUUCAGCACUGUGGAUCAUUCCUGUUGCUUUAUUCCUUCUAGUUUUUUGCAUCGGUUGCUGUGCCGUUUAUUUACGCUUUAGGAAACCAAAGAAAGGUCCUGAAAAGCCACCAAACCUUCAUCCACAUCCUGAAGUGCCCGUUCCACCUGGCUCACGAUCCGUAUUGAUCUUCUACUCCCGGGAUCAUCCUUUAUACACAGACAUAGUGCUGAAACUUUCUGCCUUCCUACGGGCAAAAUGCGGGAUUGAGGUCGUGCUAGAUCUGCUUGACACUACUUGGGUGGGUACAAUCGGUCGGCUGCAGUGGAUCGAGCAACAAAAGCGUCGCAUCGAGCAAUCCUCCGGCAAGAUCUUGGUCCUGUGCUCCCGAGGGAUGCAGGCCAAGUGGGGCGCGAUCUGCGGCGAGCCUCGGAUCCUCUUACGGGAGGAUGCGCGAUCCCCGAUGGGAGACAUGCUGACCUUGGCGCUUCAACUGAUUACACCUGAUAUGCAAUAUCCCGCUUCCUACGGGAAGUAUUUGGUGGCGUAUUUCGACGACGUUUGCAACGAAUGCGACGUGCCGUCUAUGUUUGACAUUGCGGUUAAGUACAAGCUCAUGAAGCAUUUUGAAGAGCUCUACUUCCAUAUUCUCGAUGUGGAGAAAUAUCAGCAAGGGAUAAUGCAUUGCAUUAAGGGAAUCAGCAAAGAUGACUACUUCAAAUGCCCAUCAGGAAAGGCCUUGAGGGAUGCCAUAGAAUUCUUCCAGGCCUAUCAAAUGGAAAAUCCGGAUUGGUUUGAGAAGGAGCAGGUGAACAGCGAAGAGGAUGUGAGAGGAGAAUCCAGUCCGCUUCUCGACGACAUCCAAACUGGCGUGCAGCCGAUCUACGAGUUGAAACCUGUGUAUAAUGACGGUCUUCCGAUCUUCGUGAACGAGGUGGAAGUUCACCAGGAGACCCAUAGUGUUUGUGCCGUAAUUCCUCAUAUUUACGAGACCCCCGAGGAGUCCCCCGUCAGGAUCAUUAAUCCCGUCAUCCGUGCAGAACACAGCCAAGUGCUUUCCAAUUAUCCAGAAGUGGAACCUCCUCUUGAAGUACCUAUAGUUGGUAUGAUCCCCGUUGGUCCUGAAAGCUACCCGUAUCUCCUUGCUGAAGGUGUACAAGUGGAACCAGCAAAUUUACCUUCGGAGUCAGGAUGGAAUGAAAUGUAUCCGAUGGGGGAACAGUCGGAUAGCUUUCGGACCCCGAGCGCCGAAGUUCAGGACCAAUCGUCCUUUUCGCAGCCUUCCGAACAAGCUGUUCAGCAGCUAGUGGACUUAUUUAACACUUUAUGGACUCCUUGUGGAGUCACAGCACCUCCGCCAUCAAUGGAAGAUAGUUUCCAGCUUAACCAGGAGAUGGACCUAUCCCAGCCAGUGGAGGUGGAGGAAAAUGAAAUGGAUGGAGCAUCACAGACCAGACCAUCAGAAGGGUCCGAUCAGGGCUAUAGUUCCAGAUCUAUAGUGACACCACAUUACUAUCUGAAAUGAUGACAAUGACACACAUGGGUGAUCAUUUUACUUUUACUGUGGAGUGAAACAAGUACCUUAUUAAACAAGUUGAUAUACAACAGCACAUCACAUCAUUUUAAGCUUAUGUUUAGCUAUUUAACACAGGUCAAAUGAUUGGGUUUGUAAGGAUCAAUCGUUUAAUCAGUGAUUUGUUGUAUUAUAUUGCACUGGAAUUGUUUUUUUAUUGUUCUUGCAGUUUAUCAGCUAUAACUAUCUACUGAUUUGUAUAUAAUUUUGACUGUAAAUAAAGUAGCACUCUUUGGUAA